Messenger RNA from Cuscuta epithymum, 900 nucleotides. The record is from the annotation of a GenBank genome assembly. Lineage: Eukaryota; Viridiplantae; Streptophyta; Magnoliopsida; Solanales; Convolvulaceae.
UUCAUUUUAGAUUGAAAUUAAUGGAGAGUAUUUAACUCUUACUUUGAAGAAAAACGUACUAAAUCUCAUUUUAAAUUAGAAAUUUGUCUAUAUUCUACUUCUAUUUUGAGUGAAUUCUUUAUAUAAACCAAAUAUUUAACAUUUGGAUGCACGUGUGCGCACAGUCAUUCCAAAAGGCAUGGGCAGCUGCUUGUGGAGCAGGGUCCCCACUGGUGGUACCCGUUGGAAUGACCUGCCUUGUCGGUGAGAUAACAUUGGAAGGGCCAUGUGGAAAAGGCUUUGCAUUUCAGGUAAAUGGCGUAAUCACUGCUCCGCCUCAUGGCUCGUCACUAUGGACCGGUAGUCUUCAAUGGUUCAAUAUUAAAGGUGUGGAAGGGUUUACAUUGAGUGGUACCGGAGGCUUUGAUGGUAAUGGAGCAACAGGCUGGUAUACUGCGUCAGGGACCAAGCCAACAGCUGUCCGGUUUUACGGAUCGACCGAUGUAACAGUAACUGGAAUCCAAAUAAAGAACAGCCCUCAGGCGCACCUCAAGUUUAAUGGUUGCACCGGUGUCACUGUCAGCAAUAUUAAAAUUACUUCACCUGGGGACAGCCCCAACACAGAUGGAAUUCACCUACAGAACACCAAGACCGUUACCAUUACAGGCACAACUAUAGCAUGUGGUACGUGCGUGCGUAGAUAUAUAGAUGCAUACUCGAUCAUGCACGCAUAUAAUAAUUAAUCAUCAUCUGAUGCAUGUAUGUGCAUGCAUGCAUUGCAGGAGACGACUGCGUAUCCAUACAAACGGGAUGCAGCGGUGUCGAUAUAUCGAAGUUGACAUGUGGACCUGGUCAUGGAGUUAGCAUUGGAGGGCUUGGUAAGGGUGGUACUCAAGCAUGUGUCUCAAACAUCAAAGUUAG